Messenger RNA from Xenopus laevis (African clawed frog), 3528 nucleotides. RefSeq names its product NUAK family SNF1-like kinase 1. NCBI's taxonomy places the organism in Eukaryota, Metazoa, Chordata, Amphibia, Anura, Pipidae. The transcript has 8 exons. The record is from RefSeq and is a predicted model, not a curated record. The coding region runs from base 244 to 2040 and encodes 598 amino acids.
CGUGCCCCGCCCCUUCAGCUGGGGGAACACAAGGGAGACUCAGCGCUCUGCAGACACAAGAGCCACUUCCAUCCCAACUGCCGCCUGUCCGGGGCUCGUGUCCUGCACUAAGUUCCCGGGGAACGAGUUUAAUAACCCGGACCUCUUGCUCUGAAAGCGACCCUCAGUACAUUUUUUUUUUGAUUGGCACUGAAUGAGUUAAUACCCCCCCCCCAGUUUGGGAGAGUGCAAUAGACUGAUACCAUGACAGGCGUGACUUGCUCCAGAGAGGAUCAUGGAGUUAUAAAGAGCCACGCAGGGCACAGGAAAGCGCAUGGCACUGGAGCGGGCAGCCCUCCUGCACGGCACAGACCUGAUGGGUCACACCUCUCAGAUACAGGGGCGACACACGGAGCCGUGAAGAAGCACCAUCACAAGCACAGCAUCAAGCACAGAUAUGAGCUGCUGGAGACCUUGGGUCGGGGGACAUACGGCAAAGUGAAGCGAGCCACGGAGAAGGCUACUGGAAAAAUGGUGGCUGUUAAGUCAAUUCAGAAAGAUACGAUCAAGGAUGAGUUGGACAAAGUGCACCUUCAGCGAGAGAUUGAGAUAACGGCGCUGCUGGAACAUGAACACAUUAUACAGGUCUUUGAAGUGUUCGAGAGCAGGGAUAAGAUCAUCAUCGUCAUGGAGUACGCCAGCAAUGGGGAGCUCUAUGACUUCAUCAAUAAUAAGAAUCAGAUUUCAGAAAAUGACGCUCGGAGAUUCUUCCGACAGAUUGUGUCCGCCGUGCACUACUGCCACAAGAAAGGUAUUGUACACCGGGAUAUUAAACUGGAGAACAUUCUUUUGGAUGAAAACUUGAAUGUAAAGCUUGCAGAUUUUGGGCUUUCGAAUCAUUUCCAAAAGAAUCAAGUGUUGGAAACGUACUGUGGCAGCCCACUGUAUGCAUCACCAGAGAUUGUUAAAGGAUUGCCCUACCAAGGACCAGAGGUUGAUUGCUGGGCCCUAGGUGUACUACUUUAUGCACUGGUGUAUGGAGUCAUGCCAUUUGAAAACAAUAACUACAAGUCCCUUGCUGAACAGAUUAGCCAUGGCCAGUACAGGGAGCCUCCUCAUCUCUCAGGUGCAUUUGGACUGGUUGACUGGAUGCUCACAGUGAAUACUACAAGCAGAGCCACCAUAGAAGAUAUUGCCAACCACUGGUGGGUUAACUGGGGAUAUGACACUGUGGUGUGUGACUGUGAAUUGGUACCGGAAUGUCAGUCCCCUCUGUUAGCCCGGUAUAUAGAGUGUCAGAACACACCAGGUUUCCAAAUAACAAAGAUGGAUCAUCGUCAAGAGGAACUAAGGAAAGAAGAGGAGUAUGAAGUUUGCCUUAGGAAAUCCAAGAAGGAAAACGAUAUUUAUCAGUCCCAGCAAGAGAUGGAGUUAAACAGUACAAUCCAAAUACCCAAAGGAAUCCUUAAGAAAAGAAGCAGUUUUGACAGCGCGUUUUUGACUUCUUCAGAUCUGUCAGAAGAGCGGCCAGAGCUAAACAAAGACUCACAGAGCUCAUCCUUGCACAGUGCAGUCAGUCCUAUAAAUACUGAUGGUAUUUUUAAGAUGCCAAAGAAAGGAAUACUCAAAAAAACAUCAUACGAACGGGAAUCUGGUUACUCAUCUUCCCCAGAAAGGAUCAUGUCAACAGAAUGUCCAAAAACAUAUCUCCAAGUUCCACAAGAUAAAAGAAGAUCAGAGAAUGAGUGUAGGAGAAAAAAGGGUAUUCUAAAAACAACUGGACGGUUUUCAGGCCCUUUGGACACCCCAGGUGAUGGUUCGGUGAAUAGCCUUUCUGGUUCCUUGGAAGACUUGUUCCUUUCUCCUGGAGGACCUGCAAAAGACCCAAGUCGGCCAUCGAGUGUCAUUAGUGAUGACAGCUUUCUUUCUAGUGAUUCAUUUGAUCUGGUUGAUGUGACUUCUGAGAAAAAGAGCCCAUUGUUUUCUUACAGUCCCCAAAACAACUUGUCCAGUUCUGAAGAAGAAGAUGGCUUGUCAAGAAAGCUUACUGGGGUUCAUUAAUUUAAAAAAAUUUUUUUUUAUAUAUAUAUAAUCUAUAUAAGUGCCUUAUGGAAAUCUUGUGUAGAUAUUUGGUGGACACUGACUUUAACUGCAAUAAUGUAUAACAAUGAAGAGUCCUUCAUUGAGUCAUAGCUUAUGAUUCAUUCAUAUUUAGGUCACUGGUGAGGAACCUGAAUCUUUUUAGGCACAAUUCCAGAAUUUAAGCAUGCAGGCAUAAUUUCACAGUUGAAAGGAUGAUAGUAGUUGUUGGUAGUCCCAUACCUACCUUGGGUGUACAGGGAUUUCUUCACUUUGUUUGUGCCAGACCUUUUCAUUGAAAUGCUCUUCAACCAUCAGUCGAAAUUCCCCAACACAUAGCAGAGCAUCAUCUCUGAUGUAGAUUUUUCCGCCAGUUAGUUACCCAUACCCUCUGCCCUAUAAGCUUUCUUUUAUUUAUUUUUAAACUAUCUCUGCUUUAUGAAUGCACUCUAGGUGCAAAAUUUCUCAGAAUUCCAGACUUAUUUUGGGCUCCCAUACAAUAAUUGGUGUCAACAUGAUUUGCUCUCUUGGUAUAUCACGUCAGUGCAGUUAUUUUUGGAGCAAUGAUGCUUGCUUUCACGCAAUUCAUUGAAAUUAAUUGCGUGUAGGUUGAGUACCCAAAAUGAGCCCUGGAAGAAAAGAAAUGGUAGUAUAGGUGGAAAUUAAUUAGAUUCUUUGUAAUAUUUUAAAGCUGUCCAUCCCCAUUAACCUCAGUUGUGAUCUAUGGGACUGAUUUACUCAACCGUGUCCUUUUCAGUUCGGGCUUUUUGUCGCCAAAAAACCCGAAAAAGUUGCAGAAAAAAAGUGCAGCUUUUCUGGGUAUUAUGCAACAAAACUGUGACAAUUCUGAAUCUGAAAAGACUCCAGCUAAAACCUGUCAAAAUCAUGUAGACGUCAAUGGCAGAUGGUCCCUUUUACAACUGGAUCUUGUUUUUGCUUUGUGGUUUUUGAGGUUUUGGGGUGUUUUUCAUGGUGGCUUUUGUGUGAUAAUACGAAAAAGUCGUAGCAGUGGCGUUACUAGAGAGCGCCUGGUCCCCCUGAAAAAAAUCUUGGUCCGGGGCACUACAAUCCCCAUCCUCCCACCCACAUCCUGCAUCUGCCCUGCCCAGACUCCGCCCAGUCCCGCCCGACUUGCGUCCCCCUUCCCCACCGCAGGUAAGAGAACUGGGUUUUUUUAUUCGCUAUAGAGGAAGCAGAACAAGUUUUCUGCAACUUUUUUCCCCGUUCGUGCUUUUUCAGUUCGGAUCUUUUGAUAAAUGAGAUGAGUUUAAAUAAGGUUUCAAAAAACCUCUAAAGCCGCUAAAAUUUGACCUUCAAUAAAUGAGCCUCCAUUGAAACCAUUUUCAAUACAUUUCCCCUUUUCAUGAUGAAAUGUAAAAUGUACCAUAAGAUUGUGAUAUGGGUACAAAUUGCUAAAAUACCAGAAGCAAGAGAAAAAAAAAAUCCCCGCUGUGAAGGAAAUACCAGAGA